AACGCUACAAAGAGGAGCUGAACCGAUAGAAAACGACCAUUCCUUCGAGUGCGAAAGAAUACAACAAGGGGAUAGAGGAAAGAGCGAAACAGAACAAGAACCUUCUGCUUUUACGGGUGAACGGUAGCAAAUUAUUCGAUACAAAUUUCAUUACAUUGUCCGGAUUCAGGGUUUCACGAUGCCUAACAUCAAACUCCAAAGUUCGGACAGCGAAGUUUUCGAAGUGGACGUCGAUAUCGCGAAAUGUUCAGUUACUAUAAAAACGAUGUUGGAAGAUCUGGGAAUGGACGAGGACGAGGAUGAAGUCGUUCCUCUACCAAACGUUAAUUCAGCUAUUCUCAGAAAGGUGAUACAGUGGGCCACAUAUCAUAAGGAUGAUCCUCCACCACCGGAAGAUGAUGAGAAUAAAGAGAAACGUACGGACGACAUAAGCUCUUGGGAUGCAGACUUCUUGAAGGUUGACCAAGGGACACUAUUCGAAUUAAUUUUGGCAGCUAACUAUCUCGAUAUCAAGGGUCUCUUAGAUGUGACAUGUAAAACUGUCGCUAAUAUGAUAAAAGGAAAAACACCUGAAGAGAUUCGUAAAACGUUCAAUAUAAAGAACGAUUUUUCUGCCUCUGAGGAGGAACAAGUUCGUAAAGAGAAUGAAUGGUGUGAAGAGAAAUAGAUUAAAACGUGUUCAUGGACGUUUAGUCUUGCGUUUGUUAAAUUAAAUCUCAAUGUUAAACAUCUUUCCCAUUAUUAUCACAUCUUUCCGUUAUUAUUUUAAUAAUUUUAUAAAUAUUUCAUUUCCAAAUUAUUUUGUAACAUAUUUGGUGUAACGUUGUAUAAUGUAGUACAUCACACAACAAUAAAUAUCAUCAAUGGCUAAUUAUUAAAAAAAUUAA
Molecule: messenger RNA, 887 nt
Organism: Ceratina calcarata
Lineage: Eukaryota; Metazoa; Arthropoda; Insecta; Hymenoptera; Apidae
Gene: SkpA
Product: S-phase kinase associated protein 1 SKP1-related A
Exons: 3
Coding region: 179-667 (162 amino acids)
Biological process (GO): ubiquitin-dependent protein catabolic process
Source: RefSeq, a predicted model, not a curated record